Dunckerocampus dactyliophorus (ringed pipefish) is the source of this 993-nucleotide messenger RNA. RefSeq names its product trace amine-associated receptor 13c-like. Bases 1 to 993 code for a protein of 330 amino acids. The record is from RefSeq and is a predicted model, not a curated record. Gene Ontology annotation, molecular function: trace-amine receptor activity. NCBI's taxonomy places the organism in Eukaryota, Metazoa, Chordata, Actinopteri, Syngnathiformes, Syngnathidae. Gene Ontology annotation, cellular component: membrane. Gene Ontology annotation, biological process: G protein-coupled receptor signaling pathway. The transcript has 2 exons.
AUGAUGGAGACGGAGGACCAAUCAGAGUUCUGCUUUCCACAACUCAUCAACAUCUCCUGCAGGAAGCCCACAUCUCAUCGGCCUGAAGAUGUUCUUUUGACUGUUCUGCUGUCCAUCAUCUGCAUCUUCACUGUGGUUCUCAACCUGCUGGUCAUCAUCUCAAUCUCACACUUCAGGCAGCUCCACACUCCCACCAACCUGCUCCUCUUCUCUCUUGCUGUCACUGACUUUCUGAUGGGCCUCCUGGUGUGGCCUGGUGAGAUCUACUUGAGAACAUCCUGCUGGACUCUUGGUGAUGUUCUGUGCUUCUUACAUAACUACAUGUGCUUUAUAGCCGUGUUUGUCUCAGUAGGAAGCAUGGUGCUGAUAUCAGCUGACCGUUAUGUUGCUAUUUGUGAUCCUCUGCAUUAUAACACCAAAGUGACUGUGAAAAGAGUUCAACUUUGUGUUUGUCUUUGUUGGUUCUUUGCUCUCCUUCUGUCCGGCAUAAUUUUGAAGGAUCAACUUGCUCAUCCGGAAAAGUAUAGUUUCUGCUAUGGAGAAUGUGUCGUUAGCGUUGACUUUGAAGGAGGCAUUCUUGACCUUGUUGCAGUCUUCAUCCUCCCUCUCAGCAUCAUCAUCACACUGUACAUGAGAGUGUUUGUGGUUGCUGUGUCUCAGGCGCGAGCGAUGCGUUCUCAUGUUACAUCAGUCAAACUACAACAUUCAGUCACCAUGAGAGCAAAGAAAUCAGAGUUGAAGGCAGCCAGAACUCUUGGUGUCCUUGUCCUUGUCUUCUUCAUGUGUUUCUGUCCAUAUUACAUUGUCAGUCUUGCAGGUGACAACAAAAUGAUCUCUUCAAUAGCUAAGUAUUUUCUUUAUUUAUUUGGUUUAAACUCCUUUUUAAACCCUUUGCUCUAUGCCUUGUUUUAUCCCUCGUUUAGAAGAGCUGUUAGACACGUUGUCACUCUGCACAUACUGCAUCCUGGCUCCUGUCAGAUCAACAUUAUUUAG